GGCGCCGAGCUCCGCGUCCCGCGGCGGCUGCGGGGCUGCUCCCGCCGGGCUCCCGCAGGUUUCCGCAGGCUGGCACCCCGCGCACGGGUGCCGUCCCCGCAGGACACAGUGAGCUGAUCUCACUCUGGGAAAAGUUCUGGCAGGGGCAGGACGGUGCCCGGACCCACAGUACAUGAAGGCUUCUGCCAGCAGGAGAGCUGGGGUUAUUGCUUCAGAGGGUGGUGUAGCAGUGCUGGGGAUGCCACCGUGCUCCAUGGGAGCCCAGGUCCCGAGUUGAGUCUCCUGCUGCAGAGGACACCCCGAGGGACAUUGGGAGGGGUCGCUCCCUGUCCUGACCCUGGAUGUGCAUCACAUCAGUUUUGCAGGGCAAAGGUGCGGCUGGAUGACGGCUGAGGAUGUGCUAUGGAGCUGGGAUUCAACUGCUCUGAGCUCUGUGAUGGCAGCUCCCAUUUUGGCAGCCAGGAGCAGCAGCAGCGGGCGCUGCAGGAGCUCUGCACUGUGACAGUGACAUCUUUUGACCGCAGUGUGAAGAGCUCCCCAUCCUUCUCUGCUGGUCUCCUGGGAGUUGUGUGGACAUUCCUGACUGGAGGAGUCCUGCUAGCACUCUUCUUUCUCAUCUUCACAAUUCGCUUCAGGAAAAACAGGAUUGUGAAGAUGUCCAGCCCCAAUCUCAACAUUGUGACCCUGCUGGGCAGUGGCCUGACUUACACAAGUGCUUACCUCUUUGGGAUUCCAGAGCAGAGCCUGCCGUCUGGAGACUCAAUGGAAAAGCUUAUUCAGGUGAGGCUCUGCCUGCUGUGCGUGGGGACCUCCCUGGUGUUUGGUCCUGUCCUGGGGAAAAGCUGGCGGCUCUACAAGGUGUUCACCCAGAGGGUGCCGGACAAGCGGGUGAUUAUCAAAGACCUGCAGUUGCUGGCGAUGGUGGCAGCGUUGGUGCUGGCAGACGCUGUCUUGCUCUUGACAUGGGUGUUCUCUGACCCAGUGCAGUGCUUCCGAAGCCUCAGCGUCUCACUGCGGGCGACAGAGAAAGGCAUGACGUGCUCCGUGAGCCGGGUGCAGUCCUGCGCAUCACUCUAUUCCGAUCUUUGGCUCGUUCUCAUUUUAGGGUUUAAGAGUAUCCUCCUGCUAUAUGGGACCUACUUGGCCGGUCUGACCAACAACGUCAGCUCCUCACCAGUCAACCAGUCCUUGACACUCAUCGUUGGGGUCAACCUUGUUUUCCUGGCUGCUGGCACCAUCUGCUUAGUUCACCGUUUCUUCCGUACUUGGCAUAAUUUGUUGUUUGGUUUUACUUCCGGAGGCAUCUUUGUGUGUACGACCACAAUCAACUGCUUCAUCUUUGUCCCACAGCUCAAGCAGUGGAAAGCUUUUGAAGAAGAAAGCCAAACCACGAGCCACAUGGCAAAAUAUUUCACCAGCCCAAGCAGGAGCUGCCGCUCGGUGUACAGCGAGGAGCAGCUCUACCAGCUCAUAGGGGAGAAAAACUCCAUGAAGCGGCUGCUCACCGAGAAAAAUGCCGUGAUCGAAAGCCUGCAGGAGCAAGUGAGCAGCGCCAAGGAGAAGCUGAUGAGGCUGAUGUCUGCAGAGAGCGGCUGCGACCCCCGUGCGCUGCCAGCAGCUCCCUGCACCUGGAGCUCAGGGCAGCCUGGGGAUGCACCGGGGGACUGCUGCACCCCGGAUCCAGAGAGGGAUGGGUGGCAGCCCCCCUGCUUGCUGGGUACAUCACCACUUGGCAGCAAUGCUCAGGCCCUCCAGAAACAUGCAACCCAGGAGCCUGUUUGCUCUCAGGUGCUGCUUUUUAAUACAGGGGACAGCACUGAACGUGGCAUGAAAGAUGUCCAGGAGUGUGGGACACCUGCAGUGCAGGGGCAGCCUCCGGAGCAGCUGCCAGGCUGGGACAACUCAGCUGGUGUAGCCUGGGAGUCGUCCCCCAAAGUCAGCUAUGUAAACAGUGAGAAGCUGUGGGAAAUCUUGCGAGAGUUAAGCCUGGAUGGCAAAAACUACAGCCCAGCCUUAUCUGCAGGACCCCCACUUGGCAACCGGGGCACCUCAGGCAAACAGGGAGAAACACGGGUGGGCCAGGAGGGCUACCCAGGCAUCCACACACCCCUCAGCCCCUACCUGGCAAGGCAUCGUUGGAGGAUCCCGUUGCCUCCUGCCUCCACACGCUUCCCUGGACAUAUAUCCCCUCGUGCCAGCUGCAGGGUGAAGGAGGUGGGCAGUUGGGGCCAUGGAGAGUCAGCACAUAACUCCCUGGGAAUGGGAGGGGAGAUGGCUGGCAGAGGGCCCCUUCACCCCCCAGCACCAUCCCCUCCAGCCAUGCCAAGGGAGGCCUGCCUUCAGCCAGAGGGGUGGCUGGGGUGGCCAGAGUCCCAGGGUGCUUCAUCGUGCAUCUCGCAGGAGCAGCGGCAGUGGCAGGGCACCCCGAGGGGACCCGCUGAGCCCUCGCUGCGCUCACUGUACUAUUACCCAGACUCCGACUCCAGCAGCAGCAGCAGCUCUGAGGAGAUGUUUCAUGGCUGCCACCGACCCUGCUGCGAGGUUUGCUUCCAGAGCCCACACGGCUCCCUGGACAGCAGCAGCACGGACACGGACACAGAGCCCAGUGACUGUGAGGAUCAGCAGACAGAGCACCGUGGCGGGCCCCAGCCUGUGGUGAAUUUCAAAGACGAUCUGAAACCCACCUUCGUGUGACUGGGAGCAUCCCUGCACCAAAAGCAAGUGCCCUCCCACCCCCAAAACACUGCGUGUUUUUUCAGCAAUGCUAAAGCCACACAUCCCUCUGAGGAAUGUGCCUUGUUCUGGAAUGUGGGGAUCAGGAAUAAACCUUGCCUCGUUCUGGUUUGCAGUGUCAGCCCCAGCCUGGUCAGCUGUGACUGCAGGCUGAGUUUGGCUGAGAGGGGGUUGGCAGCACUCAGGGAGGUGGUGGUGGCUUUGUCCUGGCUACUCUGGGCAGCUGCCUGUGUCCCACAGAUAGCCAGCACUUCUGUCCAUCCUGGUGCUAGCAGUGGAGAGCCCAGGGCUGGGGGGUCUGUGAGAGCCCAAACUUCAUCUCCUCAGAGAGCUUUCCCUGUAAGACUUGGGUGACAGGCACUGGCAGGAAGCAGUAUCCUGCCUCAGAAACAACCAUUGCUUCUUGCACACCACUCCAUACACACCGACUGAGGACUCCUUCCCCCGAGGCUGCCCAUGCAGAGUGUCCCACUGGCAUCACCCCCAGCUGGGGAUGGGCAAUGGAUGCCAGAAGUGGAUGUAGGCUGCCACUCACCUGGGGCAUGCUGCUCCCAGGCAAAGCAAACUUUUGGGUUUUGGUGGGUUUUUUGUAGCAUCUGAAUGAGAAAAUGGAGUCCAAAGGUGAUAUCCGUGGAGGUGUCUUCGCAUUUUGUGUAGUUCAGGUGCAUGGUUGUAGGUGGGACUCAGGUCAGAGCUGAGGGGAAAGACAAGCUAGCCAUUGUAAAGAAGGAUCUGAAAAGGGUUUCUUUUUUUACUUUGAUUUCUGGGUCUUGUGCCCUUCUGUAUGUCUUUGUAUGGAUGAUGUAGUCUGAAAUAAGGUUUGUUUAAAUUAAUAUGCUCUGUUUAUUUUUUAUCUUAGAAAUACCAAGAACAGUAAAUCCA
Corvus hawaiiensis (hawaiian crow) is the source of this 3615-nucleotide messenger RNA. It is a transcript of the gene GPR156, whose product is annotated as G protein-coupled receptor 156. The transcript has 12 exons. Gene Ontology annotation, molecular function: G protein-coupled GABA receptor activity. Bases 403 to 2694 code for a protein of 763 amino acids. Gene Ontology annotation, cellular component: G protein-coupled receptor heterodimeric complex; membrane. The record is from RefSeq and is a predicted model, not a curated record. NCBI's taxonomy places the organism in Eukaryota, Metazoa, Chordata, Aves, Passeriformes, Corvidae. Gene Ontology annotation, biological process: G protein-coupled receptor signaling pathway; gamma-aminobutyric acid signaling pathway.